Messenger RNA from Oenanthe melanoleuca, 2496 nucleotides. RefSeq names its product purinergic receptor P2Y12 (gene P2RY12). The transcript has 2 exons. The record is from RefSeq and is a predicted model, not a curated record. NCBI's taxonomy places the organism in Eukaryota, Metazoa, Chordata, Aves, Passeriformes, Muscicapidae. Bases 704 to 1729 code for a protein of 341 amino acids. Gene Ontology annotation, cellular component: membrane. Gene Ontology annotation, molecular function: G protein-coupled purinergic nucleotide receptor activity. Gene Ontology annotation, biological process: G protein-coupled receptor signaling pathway; blood coagulation.
CAGCGAUUUCCACACGGUGCAGAGCAGAGGGAAACCCCAGCAGCCCGCAUCAGCCUGUGAGAGGGGGCAGCAACUCCUUCCCCACCCACCUGGACAGGUCCCAGACUCGCUCCUCAGGCGGCUGCAGGACACACACGGGUCGCACAGAAAACAGAAGCAGAAGCUCACAGUGCAUCAUCUGGAGUGUGCAGUGCCACUGGCUAGGAAAGCAGAGGAAGGUGCAAGCCCAGCCUGGGAUGCUCAGUGCUGCUGCUGCCCUGGCUGCUCUGAGGGAUUCCACAGGGACUCUCCUGCCCAGCCCAUGGUGGAGAGCAGCAGGAGGGGCUGCCCAGGACCCCCAGACAGGGACCAGCCCAUGCCCAGGAGCAUCCCCUGCUCUGCUCCCUGCCCUGGCUCCUGGGCUGGGUCCUGUGGGACUGGACUUGGCACCUGAACCUGCUUUGUUCUCCAGAAGCCAGCUGCUCCUACCUUCUGGGAAGAAAUAAAGCUUUGUCAGGGAUUUGGGCAUCAGCUGGGAGCACAUCAGCUCCCCUGAGGGUGUUUCCACAGGCAGACCCAGUCCCAUCAACAGCUGCAUCCCCCCAACAGUGCACUGGCUCACAACCACUCACAGCUGGAAACGCUGAAGCCUCAUAAGAGAUAAAACUCUCAAUUUCUUCUUUUCUUUUCUCUGUUUGUUUCUCCAGGGAGGGGGAGCACCACAAUGCAGAUGAAAGGCACGGCCCAGUUCAGCUCCUCCAGGAACGACAGCAACUGCACCAGCGACAGCAGGAUCAGCCAGGUCAUCUUCCCUCUGCUCUACACGUUCCUGUUCCUGGUGGGGAUCAUCAUGAACGGCCUGGCAAUGUGGGUCUUCUUCAAAAUAUCCAGUAAAUCCAACUUCAUCAUCUUCCUCAAGAACACCGUGAUUUCUGACUUCCUCAUGACCUUGACUUUUCCCUUUAAGAUCCUCAGCGAUGCCAAGCUGGUGUCCUGGGUGCUGCGGGGGUUUGUGUGCCAGGUCAGCCAGGUGGUGUUCUACUUCACCAUGUACAUCAGCAUCCUGUUCCUGGGGCUGAUCACCGUGGACCGCUACCAGAAAGCCGCCUCGCCCUUCCGGAGCUCCAGCCCCCGCAGCCUGCUGGCGGCCAAGCUCCUGGCCACGGCAGUCUGGCUCUCCAUGUUCGCCCUCUCGCUGCCCAACAUGAUCCUCAACAACAAGAAGAAAACCCCCAAGAGCGUCAGGAAGUGUGCCCUGCUGAAAUCCGAGUUUGGCUUGGUCUGGCACGAAAUUGUCACCUACAUCUGCCAGCUCAUCUUCUGGGUGAGCCUGGCAGUGAUCGUGGUGUGCUACAUCCUCAUCAGCAGGGAGCUCUACAAAUCCUACAGAAGGACACGGUGCACGGGGAAGGCGUCCAAAAAGACCGUCAACCUCAAGGUUUUCAUCAUAAUUGCCGUGUUCUUUAUCUGCUUUGUGCCAUUCCACUUCACCAGGAUCCCCUACACGCUGAGCCAGACCAGAGCCGUGUUCGACUGCUCUGCCCAGAACACCCUGUUCUACCUGAAGGAGACCACGCUGUGGCUCACGUCCCUCAACGCCUGCCUGGACCCCUUCAUCUACUUCUUCCUCUGCAAAUCCUUCAGGAAAUCCCUGCUGGCCAUGCUGUGCCAGCACAGGGCAGUGUCAGGGCGGGGGGCACACACCAAGGGGCAGAACGAGGGCGAUGACACCGAUGAGACCCCGCUCUGACCCCAGCACCUUCCCGGGGCUGGCAGGGCACAAACCCAGCAGGAGGACCCACAGCCCCACUGACUUCUUUAGAAACACCCUGCAGAUGAGGCACAAGCACCCUGGAACUGAAAUAACAGAGGGGUCCCCUGACCCCAGCCUCCACCUUGGCAAGAAGAGCUCCCUGACCCAACAUCCACACCUGCCAGGACUGCUGGGAAGAAAUCUGGGCUUCAAGGUGGAACUGUAAGGGAAAAUUUAACACUCAAUCAUGAACUGUAAAGAUUUUUCAGAAAUAGCUAAACUUGGGUCAGAGUAAAGUCCAUGGCAGCACAGGAUCAGAGAAACGCAGAUAAAAUCCCAGUAAAUGUGAUUUUUCAAUACAGGGAGUUGUCACCUUGUAUGCAACUGGCAGACAAACAAACCUAGGCCAGAGGAAGAGGAGCCAUUUGUGCAGAUUUUUGGUAACAGAAUAACACUCAUCUUAUUCUUAUCUCAUUCUGUGCUUUCAGUUCCUAAUCCAUUGACCAAUAAUUAAUAGCUGUAUGUCAGAGGAAAUGAUUUCGUAAUCAGGCUUAUCUUGAGAUGAGUUCAAUCCCCAAAUCCUUCCCCUUACUACAGAAAUAAACAGAACUGUAUGUUUUCACACAGAACAUUGUAUUAGAAAACAUACAAAACUCGAUUUACAUCCCACUGAGAUCUUGGGGAAAGACAGGCUCAUGGUGACUCCUUUACUGAUGCUCAAGGGAGCUUUCUGCACUACACAAAAUACUGAACCACUUCCUUUU